This is a messenger RNA of Myxozyma melibiosi, 317 nucleotides long. Its product is annotated as cysteine alpha-hairpin motif superfamily. Gene Ontology annotation, cellular component: mitochondrial intermembrane space. The record is from RefSeq and is a predicted model, not a curated record. Gene Ontology annotation, biological process: mitochondrial respiratory chain complex IV assembly. NCBI's taxonomy places the organism in Eukaryota, Fungi, Ascomycota, Lipomycetes, Lipomycetales, Lipomycetaceae. Bases 102 to 317 code for a protein of 71 amino acids. Gene Ontology annotation, molecular function: copper chaperone activity; copper ion binding. The transcript has 3 exons.
AAUUAGAUCAGUUUUCAUUUCAACCAGGACCCUUAUUGCUUUGCGAGCAGUUAGAAAGAUCUUUGAAAUACGUGAAUAAAUACACAAAACAAAGGAUAACAAUGUCUCUUGAGAACACGACUCUGGCUACCUCGAAGGUCGAGGACAAGCCCAUUUCUGAGGUCAAAGCUGAGCGCCCGAAGCCGUGCUGCGUCUGUCUCGAUCAGAAGCAAGCUCGGGAUGAGUGCAUGCUCGUCAGCGAAGACGGUCGCAAGCAGUGCGCUGAUCUGAUUCAGGAGUACAAAAACUGCAUGAAGGGAUACGGAUUCAAUGUCUAG